Messenger RNA from Sphenostylis stenocarpa, 375 nucleotides. The record is from the annotation of a GenBank genome assembly. Lineage: Eukaryota; Viridiplantae; Streptophyta; Magnoliopsida; Fabales; Fabaceae.
AUGUCUCAAACAGCUCAACUUUCCAAGACCAGGCCAAUGGAAAACCUUCCACCAUUGAUUUACAAAAACCCCAUUAGGAGAACCUCUAGGAGAUCUACAAUGUAUCUUGGCGUGAGAAGAAGGGCGUGGGGAAGAUAUGCUGCUGAGAUUAGGAACCCUUAUACCAAAGAGAGAUACUGGCUAGGCACAUUUGACACUGCUGAAGAGGCUGCUAUAGCCUAUGAUCUUUCAUCUAUCAAGAUUUGUGGCAUUAAUGCUCGAACUAAUUUUCAUUACCCUUUUGUAUCUCUUCCACCAACUCCUAUGUCACUGCCUCCUCCACCGCCACCACCUACCCCGGAGUUGGAUCAAGUGGUGGAGUUUGUCCAGAGAUGA